AUGUCUCUGCUUCUCAGCCAGCCCCCGAAGCUCUGCUUUCGGAGACCUGUGUUGGCAAGAUCCGAAGGCUUGUCGUCUUCCCUGCUGGAAACCCGUCCUUGUAAAAUCAUAGGCGCUGAUCCUUGUGGAGAUGAUCUCGGAAAACUCGUCAUUCGAUAUUCUAAAGAAGUUAAAGAUACUUGUUUGGAGAAGAAGGUUCCUAUGGAGUUGAUGAGGGACAUGGGAACGAUCGGGUCGUGCCAUGGGUGGGUAGCUACUUUGAAAGACGACGGCAUUCUGCGUCUCCAAGACGAUCUAAACCCAUAUGCAUCGUAUACAGAUCCGAAACGCAUUUCUCUGCCUCCUCUUGUGACUCUGCCUCAUUGCCAAACCCAAGUUGUCACCAACGUCUCCAUGUCCACAUCUUCUCCGGAGGACCAAGACUGCGUCGUGGCUGUCAAGUUCUUGGGACCUCAACUAAGCCUUUGCAGACCAGCUCAGAGAAACCCCGAGUGGACCAACAUCAGAAUCGAAAACCCUAGCUUCUUCUCCUCCCAGGUCAUGUAUUCCAAGAUACAUGACAUGUUUCGCAUGCCUGGAGCCGGAGGCCACCUCAUGGGAUCAUGGAAUCUCUGCGAACACGGCAAGAGCAAGUCCAAGUUGCAGAUCUUGCGGUAUAAAAACCUUCCGAAGCUGACAAAGGCGAAACGAGACCUUCUGGAUACGUGCUACACAACGGAACACUUGGUGGAGUACUCAGCAACUUUUUGUGAAACUUUCUUGGUUAAGCUGUACAAGAAGACCGUCAGGAUCAGAAAGGGUAUAGUGAAAAUGAAAACAGUGCUUUUGAUGGUGUUCAGUCUGGACGAGCAAGGAAACGCUGUUUACACUCAGGGCAUCUGA
This is a messenger RNA of Microthlaspi erraticum, 882 nucleotides long. The record is from the annotation of a GenBank genome assembly. Lineage: Eukaryota; Viridiplantae; Streptophyta; Magnoliopsida; Brassicales; Brassicaceae.